Ceratina calcarata is the source of this 1587-nucleotide messenger RNA. RefSeq names its product facilitated trehalose transporter Tret1. Bases 157 to 1587 code for a protein of 476 amino acids. The transcript has 3 exons. Gene Ontology annotation, molecular function: transmembrane transporter activity. Gene Ontology annotation, cellular component: membrane. The record is from RefSeq and is a predicted model, not a curated record. Gene Ontology annotation, biological process: transmembrane transport. NCBI's taxonomy places the organism in Eukaryota, Metazoa, Arthropoda, Insecta, Hymenoptera, Apidae.
CCAAGGAUAUUCUACAAAUUCCAGCGAAGAUUUGAGACUGACGUCAGCGAAAUAAUGCGUCGAGACGAUCACAAGGCGUAAAAUCAGUGACAGUGAUUUAGAAGGGAAUCGACCUUAUCGUUUUAACUCGGAGUCUGCUAUGGACCUACCCUUUCGAUGGCGGCUGUGGGGACGGUGUACGGCUGGACGACGACCUCUCUCUCGCGACUCACGUCCAAAGAAGAAAAAGGUAUGCCGUUACAUUUGACGGACGACGAAGGUUCGUGGAUUGUUUCAUUGACCGUGAUCGGUUCAAUGAUAGGCCCGUUUCUGGGCGCUUGCCUGGCCGAUCGUUUCGGUCGCAAACGGUGCCUGAUGCUCUCCAGCGGCUUCUUCAUUCUCGGUUGGCUAUUGGUACUGUUCGUUAACACCGUAGCGACGCUCUACGUCGCUCGAGUAAUUCUCGGUAUCGGCGUCGGUAUUUCUUACACAACGAACCCUAUGUACGUUUCCGAGGUGGCCGAUACGAAUAUCAGAGGUGCCUUGGGAACUCUGAUCGCGGUGAACGUGUUCACCGGCUCGCUGCUCACUUGCAGCAUAGGCCCCUGGGUCUCGUACAAAGUACUAGCCAUGAUCCUCUUAGCGAUUCCGAUUUUGUUCCUCGCGUCGUUCAUCUGGUUCCCCGAGAGUCCGUACUUCCUCGCGUCCAAAGGGCGCAGAACCGAAGCCUGCGAGUCUCUGGCGUUCUUCAAAGGAAUUCGCGAUCCGAACGAUCCCGAAGUGAAGAGAGAACUCACCUUAAUCCUCCGCGCACUCUCCAAGCAAGGCUCGUACAGAUCUCAAUCGUCGACGAGUCCCACCCACAGCAUGGAGAUAAUCAAGCACACCUGGCUAGCCAAAUUACGGAUGCUUUUCUUACCGAACAAUUUAAAGGCCCUCUGCAUCGUGCUCGGAUUGAUCGCGGCGCAGCAGCUCAGCGGGAACUUCAGUACCAUGCAAUACUUAGAAGUCUUGUUCAAGAGAGCUGCGGUCGGGAUUGAUUCGAACAUAGCUACCAUCGUCGUGUUGGCCGUAGGCCUCGUCUCAGGCGCUAUGUCCAUGGCCACGGUGGAAGGUGCUGGCAGAAGGCCUUUAUUAAUGAUAUCCACGUUCGGAUCCUUUUUGACUCUCGCCGUACUCGCCAUAUAUUUGAUGCUGGAGAGUAAAGGGGUGAACGUGUCCGCGGUGGGCGUUCUCCCCGUCGUGGACGUGAUCGUGUUCCAAGUCGCGUUCCAAAUCGGUCUCGGCACCCUUCCUAAUGCCCUCAUCGGCGAACUGUUCCCCACGGAGGUGAAAGGAGUCGCCGGCGCUCUGGUUACGAUAUUCGACGGCACCCUCGGCUUCGUCGUGUCGAAAUUGUAUCAAGUCAUCGGCGACAGCCUCGGUCCUUUCACGGUAUAUUACUUCUUUUCGAUUUCUUGCUUGUUGGCGUUCUUCCUGGUAGUCGUGUUCGUACCGGAGACCAGGGGGAGGACGUAUCGCGAGAUUCAAGCGUUGCUCGCUGGAGAGAGACUCAGCGACGUCGAAGAGAGGAGCAGAAACGACGCGCCUGAGAAUAUUUCAGUAUGA